Messenger RNA from Scaptodrosophila lebanonensis, 561 nucleotides. It is a transcript of the gene Cpr62Bc, whose product is annotated as cuticle protein 7. NCBI's taxonomy places the organism in Eukaryota, Metazoa, Arthropoda, Insecta, Diptera, Drosophilidae. The record is from RefSeq and is a predicted model, not a curated record. The transcript is spliced from 3 exons. Bases 1 to 561 code for a protein of 186 amino acids. Gene Ontology annotation, cellular component: extracellular matrix.
AUGGCUUUCUUCAAAUCCUUUGUCUGCUUGGCUGUCCUGGGCGUUGCCUCCGCUGGCGUUUUGCACGGCGGUCCCGGUCUGUAUGCUGGCGCGCCAGCACUCUAUGCUGGACAUGGACAUGGAGGUCAUGACGAGGGUCUGGACUAUUAUGCCUAUCCCAAGUAUCACUACAACUAUGGUGUUGCUGACUCCCACACCGGCGAUGUGAAGUCGCAGCAUGAGGUGCGCGAUGGUGAUGUUGUCAAGGGCUCCUACUCUCUGGUGGAACCCGAUGGUUCAGUGCGCACUGUGGAGUACACUGCCGAUGACCACAAUGGUUUCAAUGCCGUCGUCCACAAGACCGCCCCCACCAUUCAUCAUGCUGCCCCCGCUGUGGUGGCACAUGCUGCUCCCGCUCUCGUUUCCCACUCGGCCCCUCUCCUGGCGCAUGGCCCGUCCAUUGCCCACCACGUUGCUGCCGCCCCAGCCGUGCCAUAUGCCUCUCUGGCGCAUCAGGCCGCCGCUGUGCCCGCCUACGGCUAUGCCACCCACAAUGCCCAUGCGCAUGUUGCCCACUACUAA